Carassius carassius (crucian carp) is the source of this 630-nucleotide messenger RNA. Its product is annotated as charged multivesicular body protein 1a-like. Gene Ontology annotation, cellular component: ESCRT III complex; multivesicular body. The record is from RefSeq and is a predicted model, not a curated record. The coding region runs from base 1 to 630 and encodes 209 amino acids. NCBI's taxonomy places the organism in Eukaryota, Metazoa, Chordata, Actinopteri, Cypriniformes, Cyprinidae. The transcript is spliced from 6 exons. Gene Ontology annotation, biological process: endosome transport via multivesicular body sorting pathway; protein transport; late endosome to vacuole transport.
AUGCGCCAAAAAACGAAAGAAGAAGAAGAAGAAGAAGAAGAAGAAGCAGGACGUGACUUCGACACACUCUUCCAGCUCAAGUUCACGUCGAAGCAGCUGCAGCGACUGGCCACAAAGACAGAGAAGGACUCCAGAGCCGAGCAAGCUAAAGUGAAGAAGGCGCUCCAGCAGAAGAACGUGGAGUGUGCGCGUGUGUACGCAGAGAAUGCCAUCCGUAAGAAGAACGAGGGUCUGAACUGGCUGCGGAUGGCGUCUCGUGUUGACGCCGUGGCCUCCAAGGUCCAGAUGGCUGUGACGAUGAAGGGGGUGGCGAAGAAUAUGUCAGCGGUGACGAAGGCUCUGGACAAGGCGCUGAGCUCCAUGGACCUGCAGAAGGUGUCGGCCGUAAUGGACAAGUUUGAGACGCAGGUGCAGAAUCUAGAUGUGCACACCUCGGUGAUGGAGGACUCCAUGAGCUCUGCCACCACGCUGAGCACACCGCAGGAGCAGGUGGACCAUCUGAUCCUGCAGAUUGCCGAGGAGAGUGGCCUGCAGGUGCAGGACCAGCUCAGUCAGCUGCCCGCCGGAGCCUCCUCGCUGGGAGAGACGGCCAUGCACUCUCAGAAGGAGGACCAGCUCUCCAGUCGGUAA